CUCUGACUGUAUGUAUGAGGUCUGCCCAGCAGCAAGGAGGAAGUGAUCCAAGGUCCAAGCCUACCGUAGGUGGAAUACCUGGAAGCAGGUGGCCUGGCAAGCCGGGUAAGCAUCGGGAACCCCUUGAGGCUAAUGACUGCCCCACCUUGUUAGGCAGACUGUGUAGAGAAAUCGACGUCUAUGGUUGACAUGCUCAGGAUUUUCAGGACAAGAAGAAGAUUUUAGAGACCAAUACUCAAGAUGAAAGUGCCCUGGACAAGGUUAAUCCGCUUCACCACUGCCGAUGGCCGUGUUCUGCGCGGCGAACCAAUAUUGCCCAGCGAAGACUUUGAUCUUGGUAAAGUGACCGAGGCCGACCAGUUGAAAGUGAAGGUUAUUGUUGGUGAUGAUCCCUUCGACACCACUGGCAAAACGAUUGUGAGCGAUGAGGUUGCCACGGUGAAGAAGUUGCUGGGCCCAUUAGCAAAGGAGGAGGUGCCGAUUCUGCGAUGCGUGGGUCUCAAUUAUGCGAAGCAUAUCAAAGAAGCCGGGCGACAGCCACCACCGUUCCCUUUCAUCUUCUUCAAGCCCAACACGACGGUAACCGACCAUGAUGCUCCGGUCACAAUACCGAAGAUCGCACAGGAUGAUCAAGCAGACUAUGAGGGAGAACUCUGUAUGGUCAUCGGUCGCGAUGCAAAGGACGUCUCCAAGGAGGACGCCCUUAGCUACGUAGCAGCCUACACUGCUGGGAACGAUGUAUCGUCUCGCAAACUCCAACGUGACCCGAACCUAGCUGGACGUGUUCCACAAUGGGGCUUCUCGAAGGGCUUUGAUACCUUUGCUCCAUUGGGUCCUUGUCUCGUGUCCUCCGAGCUCAUUGGCGAUCCUGCCAAGCUGCAUUUGAAGACCAUCAUCGACGGAGAGACCAGGCAGGAUGAGAGUGUCUCGGACUUGCUGUUCGAUUGCGCCUACUUGAUUUCGUACUUGAGCCAAGGCACAACUUUACAGAAGGGAAGCGUCAUCAUGACGGGGACCCCUGGAGGUGUCGGAGCAGGCUUCAAUCCACCGAAGUAUUUGAUGCCUGGGACGACGAUGGAGGUUGAGAUAUCCAAGAUCGGCACUCUGAGAAAUACCGUGGAAUUUGCCUAGAUUUGCUAUCAAGGGACACAAUCAAAGUUCAAACAAGACGAGAUAGAUCAAGAAGUGCCAUUCGAGAUGCAACAAUAAAGAUGCCUGAAACGACACA
Exophiala xenobiotica is the source of this 1228-nucleotide messenger RNA. RefSeq lists its product as uncharacterized. Lineage: Eukaryota; Fungi; Ascomycota; Eurotiomycetes; Chaetothyriales; Herpotrichiellaceae. The record is from RefSeq and is a predicted model, not a curated record. The coding region runs from base 241 to 1131 and encodes 296 amino acids. The transcript has 4 exons. Gene Ontology annotation, molecular function: catalytic activity.